This is a messenger RNA of Paramuricea clavata, 336 nucleotides long. The record is from the annotation of a GenBank genome assembly. Lineage: Eukaryota; Metazoa; Cnidaria; Anthozoa; Malacalcyonacea; Plexauridae.
AUGUCAAUAAUUUGGCAGUUUUUCACUGUCGAGGACCAGUCGGAUACAGUUGCAAAAUGUAAACUUUGUUUGAAAGGAUUACGGAGAGGAAAAUUCGGAUGUCUUCCCAAGGAUUUCAGCACAUCUCCACUGCAUAAGCAUAUGAAAUCCAUGCACGCGGUAGAAUAUCGCAAGGCAGAAGAAACGGCGCUAUGCGAAGCGAAGUCAAGAACGGAAGAGAAAGCAGAUACAGGACCGUCUGGGUCCGUCUCCAAAGCAGAGGAAGCUGACCGCUAUAACUCAGAUGACCCUGGAAGAAAGCUUCAGCCAGAAAAAGUAUUGGGAUAUCAACGAUAA